Mycetomoellerius zeteki is the source of this 3741-nucleotide messenger RNA. It is a transcript of the gene hth, whose product is annotated as Meis homeobox homothorax. NCBI's taxonomy places the organism in Eukaryota, Metazoa, Arthropoda, Insecta, Hymenoptera, Formicidae. Bases 1434 to 2837 code for a protein of 467 amino acids. The record is from RefSeq and is a predicted model, not a curated record. Gene Ontology annotation, molecular function: DNA binding. Gene Ontology annotation, biological process: regulation of DNA-templated transcription. The transcript is spliced from 14 exons.
CGCGUCCAUCUCGCCUUCGUUUCGCACUCGCGAGACCUGUAACGUCGUGCGUGCGCGAUUAUUCCGAAAGAAGCGCCGAGCGCGACCCGGUGCGCGCUGUUAGAAUCCGUGCGCAACGCGUAAAGGCGGCAACCUCGGAGUAACGAGUCGCCGGAGCACGAGACAACGCGCCGUGUCGUGGCAACGCCGCCGUCACACCGUGUGCGUCACGCGCGUCGCGUCUUCGCUCGCUCCCGUAAACGCUCCCGCGCGACGAAACACCCGCGACGGCCGCGACUCGCUCGAGGUGCGAGCAUACACGUCGGUGCAUAGUGCUCGCGUCGUGGCGCCCGUCGUCGUCGUCCUCAUCUUCGUCGUCGGGCGUCAUUGUGGUUCUCACUUGGUGUCGUGAACUGGAGAAUGUAACGUGUUCUGUCAGUGACAUCAUCGGUGAUGAUCGAUUGUGUGGGAAACAGUGAAUAGAAGCGGGACGUCGUGUCGUGUGUCGCGGAUGUGAAGCGGGAAGGGAGCAGGAAAGUGGACAGAAGCUUUGCCUCGACUUCGCACAACUUUGCAGCGCGGAUAUCAUCUCGAUGCGGCACGUUCGCCUCGCGAUCACCUCGCGCGCGAACGCGCUCUAGGUGCGUCUUGUGUCCGCGCGCGCGACUUAUUUCUCUCCAACGUUAUUCGCUCUUGUUGAUAUCGCGCCAAGGUCAAGCCACGUGUCCGCGCAAGCAAGCGAACGCUCGUAACAUGCGGGAUUGACGAGAGGAGCUCCGACACCCGUGUGUGUGUUUGUGCGUGUGUGUGGACAUCCGAGGUGGUGUAACAACCGCAACGAUGAUGAGGAAGCACGUGUACCCGGCCCGAGCCGUUGUCGCAGCCGUCGGAAAAGUCCUACCGCAAACGGUACUCACCGCCGAACUCUGCUGACGCUCGUCCGCGACAGUUUGAAUUCAGCGUCGGCUGCCGUUUCGUUCCGACCGACGCCGUCCUUGCGCGUGUAUGUGUGAGUCUUUCAAAAUACAGAGGACGAGACGACACAAAAGGAAAAGCAAGCAAGCAGUCAGCGAGAAGGAAUCUGCAGAGAGACACGGAGAGAUAGAGAGAGAAAGAGAGAGAACGAAGGAUUUCAACAGAGCGGAACCGGAGCAAACCGAGUGGCGACGCAGCCCGACGGCCGAUUCGGAAAAAGAAGAAGUGCCGCCGUCGGUCGCCGCGCCGGCGGAGUCCGGAAUUUGGAGCCGCGAUCCCUUGUCCUUUCCGUCGGACGACCUUAUCGUUAACGUGAAAGCCCAGCGUCACGCAGCGCGUCCGAGCGUUUAAGCUUAGCGCGCUAUAACAGUGCCGAGAAAGUGUAGUGAAGUGUCGAGGCUCGCUUGCUUACAUUGUGGGAAAAUACAGCCGCUACGGUGGCUCAGCACGCAGAGUUCCCCGGCGCGGCCAGGGCGUUCAUGGCGCAGCCAAGGUACGAUGAUGGCGGGCUGCACGGGGGUUACCUCGAGGGCGGUGGCGGCGGUGGAGGCGCAGGGCUAUACGAUCCACACGGUAGUGCCCGCGGUGUUCCCGGUCUCCAUCAUAGCCCACACUUGGGAGGUAUGGGUCCAGCCCACCCCCAAUAUCCACCGCCUCCUCCUCAGCCUCCACAACACGUUCUCGCGGCGGCAGCUGCGGCCGCAGCCUCCGCGGUGCCCGAUGUUCACAAACGUGAUAAGGACGCCAUAUACGGACACCCCCUGUUCCCGCUUCUCGCACUCAUAUUCGAAAAGUGCGAGUUGGCAACGUGUACACCGCGCGAGCCCGGUGUAGCCGGUGGUGACGUUUGUUCGUCAGAAAGCUUCAACGAGGACAUUGCCGUUUUCUCAAAACAAAUAAGACAAGAGAAGCCGUAUUACAUUGCGGAUCCGGAGGUAGACUCGCUGAUGGUUCAAGCGAUUCAGGUCCUCCGGUUUCACCUCCUCGAGCUCGAAAAGGUGCACGAGCUGUGCGACAACUUCUGCCACCGGUACAUCAGCUGCCUGAAGGGCAAGAUGCCGAUCGACCUCGUGAUCGACGACCGAGAGAGCUCGAAGCCACCCGAGCUGGGUAACGGUCUGGACGGCAGCGGACCCAGAAGCACCGCUGACAGCACCAGCCACACGGACGGGGCCAGCACGCCGGACGUCAGGCCGCCUUCCUCGUCGCUUUCGUAUCCCGGCGCGGGUGCUAACGAUGAUGCCCGCAGCCCCGGAAGUGGUGGUACACCUGGACCUCUCAGCCAGCAAGCGCCAGCCAGCUUGGAUUCAUCGGACCCAGAUGCAAUGGGCAAAUGGUGUCCUCGUAGGGAAUGGAGUUCGCCUCCGGACGCGCAACGCGCGGCGACCGACGCGCGUCGUGGUGUCCUUUAUUCCUCAGUCUUCCUCGGCAGUCCCGGUGACGCGAGUAACGCGAGUAUCGGUAGCGGCGAGGGCACGGGCGAGGAAGAUGACGAUUCGUCAGGGAAGAAAAACCAAAAGAAACGAGGUAUCUUUCCUAAAGUUGCGACGAACAUCCUCAGGGCGUGGCUCUUUCAACAUCUCACGCAUCCGUAUCCCUCGGAAGACCAGAAAAAACAGUUGGCACAGGACACGGGGUUGACGAUCCUGCAGGUUAAUAAUUGGUUCAUAAACGCGAGACGUAGAAUCGUUCAACCAAUGAUCGACCAGAGUAAUCGAGCCGUGUUUCCACCAUUGUCCGCAGGACCAAGUGGGGCAUACAGUCCGGAUGCGACGAUGGGCUACAUGAUGGACGGACAGGCCAGCAUGAUGCACCGACCGCCCGGCGAUCCUACCUUUCACAAUCAGUAUCAUUAUCCAGAAUACUACGGACAUCACUUAUAAAGACUGAGGAUCGCCAACCUCGGAUGUUUCAGGAGUACUUGCAAAAUGGAAUGGGUGAAACGAUGGUUCUAGCAACACGAAAAGCGUGAUGGACCUAUUGUGCUCCAGUUGGCGUAGAUCAGAAUCGGAGGACAACGAUGAUCCGUGACCUCCAGGACGAUCACCAUGGCAGUCUUGAAGAUUUCUUACUACGCCACACGUCGAAAUUCGUGAUACUUGGGUGCUUGGGGAUGAGGGAGAAAUACAAAAAGAAAAGGACGAAGGAGUCAAGUUCCCGUUUAAAGGAGAAAGGACACGGUAGAUGAAACGCCGCAGGAGGCCGACGAGAUCUUAGAGACCGUCGAAGGAAGAAGGACGGUUCCACAGCGGAGCAAAGUGACUACGAACGCGAGGAAAAAGGACGAGGGGAAUGAAGCCGCGGCUUGGUCUCGAGAGUGACGCGGUCGCGAAAAAAUUCAUGUGAUUGUUCUUUGUACAAAUAUCGCGGUGUAAUAUUGUAGUGAUUGAAGAAUUUAAAUGUUAAAUUUUAAUACAGUCGCGAUCGAGAUAUAUUAAUGAAAUAUAAGUGAUAUAUAGGCAAUUUAGCGGGCAUGUACAUUAAAAAAGGAGAGGCAAAUACACACCCGGUGCUCGCACGGAAUAGAAAAUAUGUUCAAUGCACAGACGACGCAAAAGAGGUAAAAAAGAGAGUACGAGAAACACACGAAGAAGAAGACAAACUAAAUGGCAGUAUAUAUAUAUAUAUAUAUAUGUGUGUAUGUAUACAUACAUAUUAUAAAUAAAUAUAAAUAGCAAGACAGAAAAUGAAAAGAGAAAGAUUAUUAGAUGGCACGGGAGAUGUUUAAAGAUAUAUGAAAGCAAACUGACGCAAAUACAAAGGAGAAUUAGGUCGAACGACAUCGAC